Molecule: messenger RNA, 4382 nt
Organism: Gadus chalcogrammus (walleye pollock)
Lineage: Eukaryota; Metazoa; Chordata; Actinopteri; Gadiformes; Gadidae
Exons: 2
Coding region: 3177-4091 (304 amino acids)
Source: RefSeq, a predicted model, not a curated record
UUACACAUUUUGAGUUUGUAUUAGGCACUUUAGAGCCCCCUGCAGGCCAUUACUUGUAUUCAGUUCUUUCGUAGUUUCUUAAUAUUGCGUUCGUUCUCAUUGGCUGAUAAGAGUCACGUUCUGUUAGUCACGUGAUUUCAGACGUGAUCGUCAGUAUUUCGGCAGCCAUUUUGAUCUGUCAUUUGAGCCAGAGAUCCACACGGUGAAACAUCUUUUUUAUCUCACGUCAUUCAUCCGUGUAAGCCUUGGAGAAGCUUUGUUUUUUCACACUUCUAAACCUGCAACAACUUGUUCAACAACUAUCAAUAAAUGGACAUACAAGUGGAUGUCGACAACAUCCUCUACGCACUUUCAUCAUCGAUCCUGUCUUCAAGUUUUGUUGGGAAAAGUGUUUAGCUGUCUGGUGAUGUGUGCAUCGCUACGCGCUCAGGUGCCAGAACAGUGAAAAAACAGCAUCACAGCGGGCUCUAAACAACGGAUACCUACCGCGAUCAAGAGAGAUAUUCUCCGUUAGCCGUUCCAGUGCAUCAGUGUGAUCUCACUGCGUUAAGAUGGAAGCUGCUUCACAAACGGAAGAACAAAAAGACACUACGUUAGCAGAUGCUACAAAGUCUGUGUAUGGUGACUCCAGCUCAAGCUCAAGGUCUUCUUCGGCUAGCCUAGCCGCAGCUAAAGCAAGGGCUAAAGUAUUAGCCGCACGUGCCCGCACAACGUUUGUUCAAAAAGAAAAUGAUCUACUAAUAGAAAAAGCUUGUAUGGACGCUACUCUUGCUCCCCUGAAGCUAGACAAAGAGAUUGCAUCAGCAGAAGCAGAAGCCGAAGCUCUUGAGUCAACUGCAGCAGAAUUGGAGAGAGGCUCCAGAACUAUGAUUUCUCUUCCAACUCAAUCUCCACGUGAAAGAACGUUUAACUACGUUGAGUGUCAUUCAAAUGCAGCCUCUGAGUCUACACUCACUGACCCAACCCGUCAGCCUCAACAACGUAACCCUGCUAACGUUAAUAGCACAAGGCAAUACAAUCAAGACUCCUUCGAUAGAGACCUCAACAGAUCUAGGCAACCUGCCUUAACCAACCACGCACCAAGCCCUGCUCCUGAUGAUAAACCUCACAUCCCCUACCCAAUGGGGACACAUCAGCCACUCUCGUCCACUCACCCCAGACAGGCUCCUCAUACUCACUAUGGUGACCAUACGGGGUUCAGUGAGGUAGCUCAAUUCCUUGUUCGGCGCGAACUAUUGAGCUCCAGCCUUACCAAAUUCGAUGAUCAACCUGAGAGCUACUGGGCAUGGAGGUCGAGCUUCCUAAACUCCAUUAGAGGAAUUGAUCUCACCUGCAGCGAAGAGCUCGAUCUGCUCACUAAAUGGUUAGGUCGCAGUCUUCAGCGCACAUCAAGAGGGUAAGAGCUGUCCACGUCAACGAUUCAACUCAAGGCCUGAAAAUGGCAUGGUCUCGUCUUUAGGAGUGUUAUGGCUCACCAGAGAUCGAAAAGGCUCUCUUUGACAGAGUGGAGAAGUUUCCCAAAAUCAACAGCAGGGAUUAUCCUAAACUAAGAGAGAUUGGAGACCUGCUACAGGAGCUAGCAUCGGCUAAGUGCGAGGGCUACUUACCUGGACUUGCUUGCUUGGACACGGCUAGAGGUCUGAACCCCAUAGUGGAAAAAUUACCAUGGAACCUCCAAGAAAAGUGGAUUUCUAAGGGGAGUAACUACAAGUUAGCGCACAACGUGCUCUUCCCACCUUUUACCUACUUUGCUGACUUCGUCUCCAGAGAGGCCCUCAUCCGCAACGACCCAAGCUUCUCUUUUGCCAGUUCAGCUGCUACAACAACUAAGCCAGACGCUGCAGAUAAGAAGACAAGAAACUUCGUAUCCACCCAUAUAACGGAUGUCUCUCCGGUUUCCGACUCCGACACAACAGAGACUUCCAGUGCUAGGCCUGAUGUCAGUAAACAGUGCCCCAUCCACCAAAAGCCUCACCCCCUCAAACAUUGUAGAGGCUUUCGAUCCAAACAUAUCAAAGAACGCAAGGCAUUUCUCAAAGAAGCUGGUAUAUGUUUUCGAUGUUGUUCUUCAAACAAACACGUUUCCAAAGAUUGCAAAACAGAAGUGCACUGUAAGGAGUGCAACAGCGACAGGCAUAUAUCGGCUCUUCACGCUGGGCCAGUUCCUUGGGCUAACCAGUCCCCUUAGGCAGAGAACGGCGGGGAGUCGGAACCUCCUCCUACAGUGAACUCCAUGUGCACCGAGAUCUGUGGAGGAAACAACGGACCUAGCUCCUGCUCUAAAAUUUGCCUCAUCACAGUGCAUCCUAAGGGAGAACCAAACAGGACAGUGAGACUCUACGCCAUUCUUGAUGACCAGAGCAACCGGUCACUCGCCAGGCCAGAUUUCUUCAACCUCUUUAACCUUGAAAGCUCAGAAGCUCCCUACACAUUACGUACGUGUGCUGGUCUCACACAACCUUUGGAUGGAAAUCUCAGUAUAGAUCUUCCGACACUCAUUGAAUGCAACUACAUUCCUGAAGACAGGUCCGAGAUACCUACUCCAGAAGUAGCAAAAUAUCACACUCACCUCAAUUCCAUUGUUGAGCACAUUCCUCCGCUUGACCCAGAGGCUCAGAUCCUUCUUCUCCUUGGGCGUGAUGUCCUACAGGCUCACAAGGUACGAGACCAGCGCAACGGACCUAAUAGCGCACCAUAUGCCCAACGCUUGGAUCUUGGUUGGGUCAUCAUCGGUGAGGUCUGCCUAGGCACAGCUCACAACCCAAACAUGCAAGUGUGUUCCGCACUCACGUUCUGGAGAACGGCCGCCAUUCACACUUCUCACCCUGUCCGAACCAUCUCACAGUUAAGGAGAAACUCACUGUGAAGACCCAAAGCACCAACAGUCUCUCUGAACUGUCAAGCUCACCACUGACUCGCGAAGCAGAGAGAUGCGGUUACAAUGACUCCUUGGGAAGCAAGAUAUUCCAACGCACCGAAGAUGACAACAAGGUCGCUCCCUCUAUUGAAGACAAGCUGUUCAUCGAGUUAAUGGAUAAAGAGAGCUACAUCGACGACGGCAACAGCUGGGUAGCCCCACUUCCGUUCCGCCCGUCAAGACCACUUCUGCCUAACAAUAGAGAGCAAUCUCUGAAUCGUUUCAACUCUCUUUGUCGUGCGUUGGAGGAAAGCCGGAGAUGAAGGAGCAUUUUGUCACCUUCAUGCAACGUAUCUUCGAUCAAGAUCAUGCAGAGCUCGCUCCUCCGUUGGCUAACAGAGAGGAGUGCUGGUACCUCCCCACAUUCGGAGUGUAUCACCCCCACAAACCAGGUCAAAUCAGAGUUGUGUUUGACUCCAGCGCCAAACAUCUUGGAGUGUCUCUGAACGACGUGUUGUUGACCGGACCAGAUCUUAACAACAGUUUGCUGGGAGUUCUGAUGCGUUUUCGAUGUGAACAGGUUGCCUUCACCGCCGACAUCGAACAGAUGUUCCAUAGUUUCAUUGUGAGAGAAGAUCACAGGAACUUUCUUAGGUUCCUAUGUUUCAGGAACAAUGACCCUACGGACGUGGUUGUAGAAUACCGGAUGCGGGUCCAUGUGUUUGGCAACAGUCCGUCUCCAGCGGUAGCGACCUACGGCCUCAGACGAGCUGCUCUACACGGAGAAGAGGAGUUUGGUCACGCAGCGAAAGAGUUCGUACAUAGAGAGUUCUAUGUAGACGAAGGCCUCAAAUCUCUGCCCUCUGUGUCUCAAGCGGUCAACCUACUUACAGCAGCACAAGGUAUGCUAGCAAUGUCCAACCUACGUCUCCACAAGAUUGCGUCCAACUGUCCAGCAGUUAUGCAAGCGUUUCCAUCCUCUGAGUAUGCCAAGGACUUGAAGGACCUCGACCUGGAAACUGACUCUCCACCGAUGCAGCGCAACCUAGGAUUGAAUUGGGACCUGAGCAGAGAUACGUUCACUUUUCGGGUCGCCAACACCAAUAGACCCUUCACACGCAGAGGUGUGCUCGCUUGUGUGAACAGUUUGUUCGAUCCACUUGGCCUGGUGGCACCGAUCUCCAUACAAGGAAAGCUCCUUCUGAGAGAAGGAGCUCACCCACAACACCGUUGAUUGGGACGAGCCGCUCCCGGUUGAAAAGGAAACCGAGUGGAUUGCUUGGAGGGAUUCACUACAAGCCCUUGAAAGCUUUGAGACUCCUCAUUGCUACACAAGCACAUCUGUUUCCAACGCCCAGUGUGUGGAGCUACACAUCUUUUCAGACGCUUCUGUGAAGGCCAUUGCUGCAUUAGUUUACCUCAAGGUGCUAGACCAGUGGUUUUCAAACUGUGGGGCGCGCCCCCCCUGGGGGGCGCCAGAGUUCUUCAGGGGGGGCGCGACGUGAGAAAAAAAUAAACCCGAAAA